This is a messenger RNA of Salvia splendens (bonfire salvia), 884 nucleotides long. RefSeq lists its product as uncharacterized. Gene Ontology annotation, cellular component: cytoplasm. Lineage: Eukaryota; Viridiplantae; Streptophyta; Magnoliopsida; Lamiales; Lamiaceae. The transcript has 7 exons. Bases 84 to 428 code for a protein of 114 amino acids. Gene Ontology annotation, molecular function: protein phosphatase inhibitor activity. The record is from RefSeq and is a predicted model, not a curated record.
GGGUGCUAGCUUCUACCUUUCUGUAACACAAAUCGAAUUCCUUUUCCUCCAAGGUUUUUCUUGUGAACUGGUGGUUGGAGAAUAUGUCAGGUGCUGAAGAAAACAAAGAGCGAACGGAAGUUGUUAUGGACGGCGGUGGGAAGGGCAUGCCAUCACCACAGCAGGAAGAGGAAACUGUGAAGAGUAAAUAUGGUGGGUUAAUGCCAAAGAAGCAACCAUUGAUUUCUAAGGAUCAUGAACGUGCCUACUUUGACUCUGCUGAUUGGGCUUUGGGAAAGCAAGGUGGCCAGAAGCCUAAAGGACCGCUGGAGGCUCUCCGGCCGAAGCUACAGCCUACUCACCAGCAAACAGGCUACCGCAAGUCUCCUUGUGGGCCAUCAGAAGGUGAAGAUGGAAGCGCUGCCCAAGAGGAAGAUGCGACUCAAUGAAUAAGAAUCUCAUUUCAAUCCUGGGAAAAUUGUCUGACAUUGCCUGUGUUGUUGAUAAUGAAGUUUCGCCUGAAUAAAACACAUUCAAAGAGGAUGUUUUAGUGCAUCGGAUAAGGGAAGAUGCAGCAGCCACUGAGAGGUCUUCCAGAGCUUAUUCCUGUUGUAGAUAAGUUUGAAAUUUCACAUAUUUUCAGUUUGGAAACCAAAAUCAUUUAAUCUUCCUACUCUCGACCUUUUUACCGUGUUGGUAUAGAGUGGGCUUAGUUGUCUUUGCUUUAAAUUUGUGCUUGUGUUUUAGGAGUAAGCAAUUUCGCAGCUAAACCAAAUAUGCAGUCAGUUGGAACCAUAAUGUUCAUCCAUAUAGUUGGUCUUGUGAAUGUUAUGUAACCUUCAACUCUAAUUUAUCGUAUUUUUAUCGUUACUGGUUGGCAAUCAUAACGUUCAAUCGUUUUUCUA